AUGGACGAUGAAAAAAAGAAGAAGAAAGGCAAUAAAAUAGACUUAAAUCUCUUACCUUCCUCAAUGAAAGAACGCUAUGCUGCAAUGGGAAUAUUACCCAAAGCUUAAAUUCCAAAAUCAAAUCUCUAAGUCGAUGUACAAAGAAUGAAACAGAAAAAAGUUGAAAAAGAGUAACCAAUUGAACAAAAAUUAGAAGGUAUAGAAAUCAAAGCAAGUGAAAAGAAGUAGUUAGAAAAGUAUUCUUAUUGUUAUUUUUAGAGUAUUCUAGAUGCUUAAAAAAAAAGAUGUUGAUUACUUUGAUGCUAAAGAUAUUGAUAAAAUGCUUAAAUUUUUAGGUGUUUCACUUACCAAGUCUGAAAUUGAUCUUAUGUUAUGGGUAAACUACACUAUUAAUAAUGAAACUAGGAAGUUGAUGAAAAUCUUGAUGGAAGAGUAAGUUGGACUGAAUUUUUGAAUAUGUACAAAAAAUGUACAAUCGACAAGACAGGCCUAGAACCAAAAAGUUUGUUUCAUAUGAUUUAAUUCUUAAUGUACUUACCCCCAGAUAGGAAGGAUCCAAAAGUAACAGUCGAAGUAGAAAUACUAACUUAUAAAAAUAGGACACUUUGGAACUCUUAUAUGUUCGAUUUGGUAGGUAAUGUUUGGAUUCUGAAAUUCAUGCAAUUUUUGGAGAUGAGGAGAAAAAUAAAGAUGGUGAAGAGAAGGCUAUUUCAUUUAGUGAAUAUAUGGAGAAAAUUAAUGAGAGAGCAAUUCAAUAAAGAAAGCUGAGAAAGGAGGAAUAAAAACAAUAAUUUUAAUACUUCAAAAAAGAAAAGUAAAUGGAGUGA
Molecule: messenger RNA, 827 nt
Organism: Paramecium octaurelia
Lineage: Eukaryota; Ciliophora; Oligohymenophorea; Peniculida; Parameciidae
Source: the annotation of a GenBank genome assembly